Meloidogyne enterolobii is the source of this 410-nucleotide messenger RNA. The record is from the annotation of a GenBank genome assembly. Lineage: Eukaryota; Metazoa; Nematoda; Chromadorea; Rhabditida; Meloidogynidae.
AUGUUUGGAAAAUUGGUUGAGCUUUCAAAUGCAAUAGGAGCAAAAAGAAUUGGUUGGAUUUUUAAUGAAGAAACAAAAAAGAAUUUUUAUGAAAUUAUGGAAAAUAUUGGAGCUAUAAAUAUGACAAAACAAGAGGAUUGGCAUAUUUAUCGAAGCAACAAAUCAGAAUUUUCUGAAUAUUUGACAACUACUGGAGAUAAUUAUAUGAAAUUAGAUGAGACACACAAACAACGAGCGAAUGAAUUGUUAAAGAAACAAAGAGCUCGAGAAAUGAAAAAACUUCAACAAGAAUGAAAGUAAAGGAAGUUUUCUAAGAGUAAAAAACAAAAGUGCGCGCAUGUUUUGAUUGGCAAUUUUUUAAAAAAUUUUUUGGCGCACCUCUUUGAUACUUUCUAUAUUUUAGUCAUUUU